Macadamia integrifolia is the source of this 1966-nucleotide messenger RNA. Its product is annotated as 4-coumarate--CoA ligase 2-like. The record is from RefSeq and is a predicted model, not a curated record. The transcript is spliced from 5 exons. Gene Ontology annotation, molecular function: CoA-ligase activity. Bases 48 to 1655 code for a protein of 535 amino acids. NCBI's taxonomy places the organism in Eukaryota, Viridiplantae, Streptophyta, Magnoliopsida, Proteales, Proteaceae.
UUGGAUAUUUGGAACCAUCUCUCUCUCUCUCUCUCUUUCUUGUUCUAAUGGAGCCUGCAAGAGAUGAGCUAGAGGUGAUUUACAGAUCAAAGCUCCCAGAUAUUUACAUUCCCAACCAUCUCCCACUACAUUCAUAUUGUUUCCAAAACUUAUCAAAGUUCAGUUCACGACCAUGUCUCAUAGAAAGUGCCACAGGCAAAACCUACACUUACUUAGAUGUUGAUCUCAUUUCCCGGAAGGUAGCAUCUGGUCUAAACAAACUAGGCAUCAAACAAGGUCAGGUGAUUAUGGUUUUACUCCACAACUCGUCCGAGUUUGCAUUCACAUUCAUCGGUGGACUACAUCGCGGUGCCAUCACCACGACGGCAAAUCCCUUUUACGAAGCGGCCGAAAUAGCGAAGCAAGCAAUCGCAGCCAAUGUUAAGCUUAUAGUUACCCAUGCUUGUUAUGUUGAGAAGGUGAAGGGUUUAGCUGAAGAGAAGGGGAUUAAGAUUGUGUGUAUUGACUCGGCCCCAAGUGGUUGUUUACAUUUUUCCGAGUUAACUAAAUCAGAUGAGAACGAUUUGCCAAUUGUUGAGUUGGAGCCCAACGAUGUUGUUGUGUUACCAUUCUCUUCUGGAACCACUGGGUUACCAAAAGGGGUGAUGUUAAGCCACAAGAAUAUGAUCACUAGUGUUGCUCAACAUGUGGAUGGAGAGAAUCCUAACUUGUACUUCAAUAGUGAGGAUGUGUUGUUGUGUUUGCUACCUAUGUUUCAUAUCUAUGCCCUCACCGCUGUGUUACUUUGUGGGUUACGUGUUGGGGCAGCGAUUCUGUUGAUGCAGAAGUUUGAGGUUGUGACACUUAUGGAGUUGAUCCAGAAAUGUAAGGUGACUGUUUUGCCCUUGGCUCCUCCGGCCAUCUUAGCAAUUAGUAGAAGUACUGUUGUUGGCAAUUACGAUUAUUCGUCGGUCAGGAUGGUAAUUUCUGGUGCAGCACCGAUCGGGAAGGACCUUGAAGAUGCAUUUAUAUCAAAGUUUCCUAAUGCCAAGUUUGGUCAGGGAUAUGGAAUGACCGAGGCUGGCCCAGUGACAAUGUGCUUGUCCUUCGCAAAAAAACCGUUCAACACAAAACCUGGAUCAUGUGGGACGGUUAUUAGAAAUGCUGAUUUAAAGAUCAUUGAUCCAAAAACAGGUUAUUCUCUAUCCAGAAACCAACCAGGAGAGAUUUGCAUUAAAGGGAAUCAGAUCAUGAAAGGCUAUAUCAAUGAUCCAGAGGGCACAAAAAGAACCAUUGACAAACAAGGCUGGUUACACACAGGGGACAUUGGCUAUGUUGAUGAAGAUGAUGAGAUAUUUAUUGUGGACAGAUUGAAAGAAUUGAUCAAGUACAAGGGCUUCCAGGUAGCCCCUGCCGAGCUCGAAGCGAUUCUCGUCGCUCAUCCCAAAAUCUCUGAUGCCGCUGUUGCCCCUAUGAAAGAUGAAGUUGCAGGCGAAGUUCCGGUUGCAUUUGUGGUGAUAUCAAAUGGUAUUGAGGUCACAGAAGAUGAGAUCAAGGAAUACGUCUCAAAACAGGUAGUGCACUAUAAGAGGAUCAAACGGGUAUUUUUCGUGCAUGCAAUCCCAAAAGCACCAUCUGGCAAGAUCCUACGGAAGGAUUUAAGAGCAAAGUUGUGAAAAGGGUUGUGAUUCAAAUCCAAAUCAUAUUGAGAUCAUAAAGAUCCCGAGCCAACCAGUCAUGUGAAACUGCGUCUUGUGGAUAUUUUGAAGCAAAUCAAUUGGAAAUUUGUUUAGCUGAUGCCUACUUUUAUGACAUAAACGGCUGAUCUGGCUGUUUUGAUCAUCAUAUGGGUGUUUAAGAAUCAAUUUAGAUUUAUCACAUGUCAAAUUUCAUAUUCGAACAUGAUCAGUAACUCUCCCAUUAAGUGGCAUAAGUUCUUAUCCAUGUUCUAACAAAAAGUAGCAUGCACACUCUUGAUACUCCACAA